GCUCGGGAAGCGACCGCGGCGGCCGGCCGGCGAGUUCUCCGGGAGGGCGGCGGCGGCGGCGGCGGCGAGGAGGGGGAACCCUAGGCUUCGCGGUUCUUGAGCUCCGUUGGGUUUCGGCGGGGGGCUUUUCUCUCUUGAGCACGAGGUUGGGAAGUUAUGGCCAUGGAAAUCACUCAGAUUUUGUUAUCUGCUCAAUCAGCCGAUGCGAGAGUUAGAACUGAGGCAGAGACCAGUCUUAGACAGUUCCAAGAGCAGAACUUGCCUGUUUUUCUUCUAUCAUUGUCGUUUGAGCUGUCAAAUAAUGAGAAGCCUACUGAAUCCCGUCGGUUGGCUGGUAUCAUUCUUAAGAACUCUUUGGAUGCCAAAGAUGCUACCAGGAAAAGCAUUCUUGUCCAGCAAUGGAUGGGGAUUGAGAUUGCAAUUAAAUCUCAGAUAAAAGAAUUGCUCUUAAGGACCCUUGGUUCAUCUGCACAAGAGGCAUGGCACACUUCUGCUCAAGUAAUUGCUAAAAUUGCUUCUAUUGAGAUACCACAAAAGCAGUGGCCAGAGUUAAUAGCAACAUUGCUUAACAAUAUGACUCAGCGCGAUCGGCCUUCGACACUUAAGCAGGCAACGUUAGAGACUCUUGGAUUUGUAUGUGAAGAGAUAUCUGAUCAAGAUCUCGUGCAAGAUGAAGUAAACACUGUUCUCACUGCUGUUGUUCAAGGUAUGAACCUUGCUGAGCACAGUCCUGAAGUUCGCCUUGCUGCAACAAGGGCAUUGUGUAAUGCUUUAGGCUUUGCUCAGUCUAACUUUGAAAAUGAGAUGGAACGGAACUACAUAAUGAAGGUGGUGUGUGAAACUGCUCUGUCCAAGGAGGUGGAGAUUAGGAAGGCAGCUUUUGAAUGUCUUGUUUCUAUCGCCUCAACAUACUAUGAUGUGCUUGAACCUUAUAUGCAGACUUUAUUUGAACUCACAUCAAACGCAGUGAAAGGCGAUGUUGAGGAAGUUGCCCUUCAAGCUGUCGAGUUUUGGAGUUCUAUUUGUGACGAAGAAAUAGAGCUUCAAGAGUUUGAGAGUUCUGAAAGUGCAGACUCUGGGUCUCCUCAUUCACGGUUCAUUGAGAAAGCUCUGCCUGCUUUAGUUCCCAUGCUGCUGGAGACUUUGCUAAAGCAGGAAGAGGAUCAGGAUCAGGAUGAUAGCAUUUGGAAUAUAUCUAUGGCUGGUGGCACUUGUCUUGGUCUUGUUUCUAGAACUGUAGGAGAUCCUAUUGUUCCUCUUGUGAUGCCUUUUGUGGAGGAUAAAAUAAGGAAGCCGGAUUGGCAUAGUCGUGAAGCUGCCACAUAUGCUCUUGGUUCAAUCCUUGACGGGCCAACAUUUGAGAAGCUAUCUCCUUUGGUUCAUGCAGGUUUAGAUUUCCUUCUUAAUCUGAUGAAGGAUGAGAACAAUCAUGUCCGCGAUACAACUGCGUGGACACUCACACGCGUUUUUGAGUUGUUGCAUAGUCCAGCCAAUGGGUUUUCGGUACUCUCUCCUGGAAACCUUCCAAGGGUUGUUAGAGUAUUAUUGGAUAGCAUGCAGGAUGUGCCCAAUGUUGCAGAGAAGGUUUGUGGGGCAAUUUAUUACCUUGCCCAGGGGUUUGAAGAUGCCGGAACAAAUGCUUCACUUCUCUCACCAUACCUACCAGACAUCAUGACGUGUCUGGUUGCAACUGCUGAUCGCACGGAUAGUGGUGACUCCAAGCUCAGGUCGUCUGCAUAUGAAACCAUCAAUGAGGUAGUUAGGUGCGCCAAUAUUGCUGAAGCAUCUCAAAUUAUAGCGCAGCUCCUUCCUGCCAUCAUGAAUAAGUUGGCACAGACAUUUGAGCUCCAAAUCGUGUCAUUAGACGAUAGAGAAAAGCAAAGUGAUCUGCAGGCUUCUCUCUGCGGCGUUCUUCAAGUCAUUAUUCAGAAACUAAGUAACACCGACGGAACAAAACCCAUAAUACUACAGUAUGCAGAUCAGAUUAUGUUACUAUUCCUUCGGGUUUUUGCCUGCCACAGCUCUACGGUGCAUGAAGAAGCUAUGCUUGCUAUUGGUGCACUUGCUUAUGCUACAGGUGCAGACUUUCUGAAAUAUAUGCAGGAGUUCUACAAGUAUUUGGAGAUGGGAUUGCAGAACUUUGAGGAAUAUCAGGUCUGUGCGGUUACUGUGGGUGUUGUUGGUGAUAUUUGCCGUGCCUUGGAUGACAAGGUGCUUCCAUUUUGUGAUGGGAUUAUGGAGCUCCUUCUCAAUGAUCUCCGCAGUGAUGUACUGAACCGGUCUGUUAAGCCUCCCAUUUUCUCUUGCUUUGGUGAUAUUGCUCUUGCAAUUGGAGAUCGCUUUGAAAAAUACGUCUGCUAUGCACUGCCAAUGAUGCAAGGAGCUGCGGAAAUUUGUGCCCAGAUGGACAUGGAUGAUGAAGAGUUGAUGGAAUACGGUUAUCAGCUCAAGCGUAGCAUUUUUGAAGCUUAUUCUGGAAUACUCCAGGGCUUUAAGGAUUCAAAGUCUGAGGUGAUGUUGCCAUAUGCGUCACAUCUCAUGCAAUUCAUCGAGUUGGUCUUCAAGGACAGGCAAAGGGAUGAGUCUGUCACGAAGGCUGCAGUAGCGGUGACAGGAGAUCUCGCGGAUGCCCUGGGGCCAAACAUAAAGUUACUAUUCAAAGACCGUGCAUUCUUGAAUGAACUCUUGGGUGAGUGUCUGCAAUCUGAUGACGAGCAGCUCAAGGAAACGGCGACUUGGACCCAGGGGAUGAUUGGACGCAUUAUGGUCUCAUGAUGAGGAGCACGUUGUCCAUGUAUGUUUGAUUUCUAUUCUUCACAAGUGGACAGCGUUGUCUAGUCGGUAAAAUCUUCCUGUGAACUCAAAAAAUUAUAGUGUCCAGUGUCUUAUGGUCUAGAAUAUUAGUCCCGAGCUCCCGAUUGUUUUUGCGAUGUGAGUCAUCUGGGAGUGGGAAGAUUUUAGGGUGCAUUUGUAAUGUUCAUUGGCCCUUUGGGGAUUUGGAUAUCUCUUCAGUUAUUCAGCCACUAAAUCAGUGGUUUGUUGAGUCA
This is a messenger RNA of Syzygium oleosum, 3047 nucleotides long. RefSeq names its product importin subunit beta-1. The coding region runs from base 157 to 2775 and encodes 872 amino acids. The record is from RefSeq and is a predicted model, not a curated record. Lineage: Eukaryota; Viridiplantae; Streptophyta; Magnoliopsida; Myrtales; Myrtaceae. Gene Ontology annotation, biological process: protein import into nucleus. Gene Ontology annotation, cellular component: nucleus; cytoplasm. Gene Ontology annotation, molecular function: small GTPase binding; nuclear import signal receptor activity. The transcript is spliced from 3 exons.